Molecule: messenger RNA, 5751 nt
Organism: Oncorhynchus gorbuscha (pink salmon)
Lineage: Eukaryota; Metazoa; Chordata; Actinopteri; Salmoniformes; Salmonidae
Product: eyes absent homolog 3-like
Exons: 18
Coding region: 2083-3984 (633 amino acids)
Biological process (GO): positive regulation of DNA repair; negative regulation of extrinsic apoptotic signaling pathway in absence of ligand; multicellular organism development
Cellular component (GO): nucleus
Molecular function (GO): protein tyrosine phosphatase activity
Source: RefSeq, a predicted model, not a curated record
UCAUCAAAAUCAUACUAUUGUUCUGUUCACCCUCAAAAUCAUACUAUUGUUCUGUUCACCCUCAAAAUCACAAUAGUAACAUCUUUUCACCAUCAAAAUAUAUUAGCUAAACAAGUAGGAAAACACCAGAAAUGAUCAACGUGAAAUAAGUUUGUUUUGGAUCAAAUAAGGUAUCAUUGUACCAUCUGACCUUAAUUCUGCUGGUCACCACUUUUUCUCCACAUGCAGACAAUGUUGAAAGCCCAAAAAUGACAAUGUAUAGAAAGCAUACACAAAAUAUUGUAUUUUACAAGAAAUCUGCAAUAAUAUUUCAUGUUAUAUUAUCUGUAUCUGACCAAAAAGUCCAUUGGUUUUCCAUUUCCAGGUACUGUUCAUCUUACGACUAUAUUUCAGAGUAAUCACAAAGUAGUCUUUUAAAAACACUUUUUCCCCCACUCGACUCCUUAACAGAAAGCAAAUAUAAAUAUAUUACCAAGCUCUAAAUAUGUUAAACUUAUUUAUACAUCUAAAAAGAAAUGUACUCCCUAAGUGGGGAAAAAUGUAUUCUUUUCUAACCUUUGUUCGUCUCAUGCCUGCACUUUUACACAUUUACGCUCCUAAGACUGUGUUGACAAGCUGUUUUUAGACGUAAUAUAUUUGUGUCAUAAAUAGAGAAGAUGGGGUAAACAAUAUUAGGUCUUCUGCUGUAAAGAGCACAUAUCAAUCAUUGUUAUUCUUGUGAGUGAAAGUGAUUGCUGUUUUGCUGGCGAAACACUAGAGAAUCCAUUAUAUUGUUAUGUGUAACCAUUUGCAUCGUGUACAGAACUCCAGCUAGACUGAUAGAAAGGAACUGUUGAAUGUCUGUCAUUUUGUAAAGUGUGCCUGUCUGUCUCAGUCGUGUUAGCAUAGGAAGUCCUGGUCUAGAUCAGUGUUUUCCAAACUCAGUCCUGAGGCCUCCCCCACCCCCCACCCCAGGUGCACGUUUUGGUUUUUGCUCUAGAACUACACAGCUGAUUUAAAAUAACCAACUCAUCAAGCUUUGAUGAUUAGAAUCCGCUGUGUAGUGCUAGGGCAAAAACCUGGUUGGGUGGGGGGGGGAACCCUGGUCAAGACAACAACCUGAAAAGUUGUGCUGCUGCAAUGUUGAGAGCUUAGACUGAAAUGACUCUUCGUAGAUAGUGCUUACAGGCAUUCAUUUACUGAUGGCCAUGAAUAGUGUAAUAAAAACACAGGCUUUCUCUAUGUAUAUGUCAUGACACAUAGUGUACCGUAUGUUUAAAGACCAGAGGACAAAUUACUAGAAUUUAUCAAUUAAAUAAUGAAUUGUAAUCUCUUUUCAAAAUGGUAAAUAAAAUGUAUUGACAAUUCAAAUGGAAUGUAUUAACCAAGUGAUUUCUGGAGGCCAGUUUGAUAUUGAAUCAAGGAGUUACAAUAAUAUAUAUAUUUAGAAAAUGUGUGAAAUGAUGAGCCUUGGUAAGUAGUAGGCUAAAAUAGUAGUCCAUUUGACCUGAGUAAGUACCAUUCUUAGGAACAUUUUUUUUUUUUAAUGUUCCGGUACAUUUUGAUUAUUGGUGUUGCUCUUUUGGAAAAAUAGGCUACAUUCAAUUAUUAUAUUCCAUAUAAUUUCAUAAACAUGUUUUAAUGUAGAAACAAGUUCAGUGGUAAAACCAGGACAACUGCAUCAAAUAGAGAUCACAACAGAGCCUCUACUUCAAAGGGGUUCCCAAACUUUUCUUUACAUGACCCCCAACUUUCUAUUACAUUUUAGAGUGUAGUCUAGACCAGAGAAGUGUAUAAAAAUGGACAAAACUCAAAAAAUGUAUAGCUCUGAGCCCGGUUCUCCCAAAAGCAUCUUAAUAAGGCCAGGCAAGUUCAUUUUGUGAAGCCGGGCCCCAGUCCAGAUUGAAUCCUCAGGGUGAACCACACGCGUGCGAACGGCGUGCCAUAAACAGUAAACACUUCCUGCCAAAUAGUGGUCCCUAACAACAGACAAAGCGGUGUGGAAUCAAUACGAAGCCAUUCAACAACAACAACAACAAACAACAAACACAUUACCCCAAUGCAGUGUCCAGACGUCCUCCCCAAGAAGUAGAGAGUAGAGACAUGUCAGGAGGAAGUGGCUUAGCGCAUAUGGACGACUCGCAGGACCUGCCUGACUUGCCGACCAAGAAGGCCAGACAUGAGCUGGACGUUGGACUGAACCAAGAGCCACGGGGACUACGUGAUGACCAGAUCCCUCCUACUCUCUUCGGUUCAGGAGAUCAGGACAAUUCAUACUCUACGUUGUCUAAUGCCCAGCUUGAUGGAGCGGUGGCCAGCAGAGCGCUCACCACAACAACAGCCUCUGAAUAUAACUCCCACAUCUACCAAGGAAGCGGACCAGCAGUCACAUCCUACACCACCAGCCAGGGUGCCUUUCCUCCUCUGGCCCAGGCCACAGUCUACACCGCCUUCCCUCAGGCAGGACAGACCCAGGCUACAGUCUACACUGCCUUCCCCCAAGCAGGACAGACCCAGGCUACAGUCUACACUGCCUUCCCUCAGGCAGGACAGACCCAGGCUACAGUCUACACUGCCUUCCCCCAAGCAGGACAGACCUACGGCCUCCCACCAUUUGGUGCUAUGUGGCCAGGUAUUAAGUCAGAGACUGGGCUGCCUGAUGCAGCACCCUCUGUUGGCCAGCCUGGGUUCCUCAGCUUCAGGUCAGCAUAUACCCCAACCCAGCCAGACCCAGGCCAUGUGCACUGCUCAUACCCAAGCCAAGGCUCCAGUUUCACUACAUCCAGUGUGUACACUAACAUCCCCCCUGCUUCCGCAGCUACAGAGGCUCACCAGGAGUUCAGCAGCUAUAACGUCAACUCUUUGGGCCAGACCCAGUUCUCUCAGUACUACGCCCCGCCCCUUAGCUACCUCCCUGCCGGGCUGCCCAAUGGCGUAGAGAAUGGAUCCAGUAUGGGUGUGGCCGGGUAUCCGGCUAUAAAGACAGAGGGCAGUGCCUUGGCUGGACUGCCCAGCACUACAGAUGCAUGCCCACGUGAGAACCUCCCGACUGGCGUAGCCCUGCCUACAGGUGUGGCCCUUCCCAUGGGGGCCCUGGACCAGGAUGAGGCGGGGAGGAGGAACCCUGCUGGGAAGGCCAAGGGGAAGGCCAAGAAAUCAGACAGCAACCAGCCUACUGACGCUGACCUGGAGCGAAUCUUUCUGUGGGAUCUGGAUGAAACAAUCAUCAUUUUCCACUCUCUGCUCACUGGGUCCUUCUCUCAGAAGUUUGGCAAGGACUCCGACACUGUGCUGAACCUGGGCCUUCAGAUGGAGGAGCUGAUCUUUGACCUGGCGGACACACACCUCUUCUUCAAUGACCUGGAGGAGUGUGAUCAGGUUCAUGUUGAAGACGUAGCCUCUGAUGACAACGGACAGGAUCUGAGCGCCUACAACUUCCUAGCGGAUGGCUUCCACAACCCCAGUGGUGUAGGCGCCGCCACAGGAGUCCAGGGCGGGGUGGAGUGGAUGAGGAAACUGGCCUUCCGUUAUCGUCGCCUGAAGGAGAUCUACAACGGAUACAAAGGGAACGUGGGAGGCCUGCUGAGUCCCAUGAAGAGGGAGCUGCUCCUCCGGCUCCAGUCUGAGAUGGAGAAUAUGACGGACGCCUGGCUCAGCACAGCACUCAAAUCCUUGCUGCUUAUCCAGUCCAGGUCAGCACAGGGUAAGUGUAUGAAUGUCCUGGUGACGACCACCCAGCUGGUGCCUGCUCUGGCCAAAGUGUUGCUCUAUGGUCUUGGGGAUGUCUUCUCCAUAGAGAACAUCUACAGCGCCACCAAGAUAGGGAAAGAGAGCUGCUUCGAGCGCAUCGUCUCUCGCUUUGGGAAGAAUGUGACCUAUGUGGUGAUUGGAGACGGCCGUGAUGAGGAAUUCGCGGCAAAACAGCACAACAUGCCUUUCUGGCGUAUCACCACCCACGGGGACCUGGUAUCCCUCCAUCAAGCCCUGGAACUAGACUUCCUGUAGAACGGAAGGAAUGGAGGUUAAGACACAAAGGGAAACUUGGUGUGUGUGUGUGUCCCCAACCCUUCUGUUCGCUUGUGGAGUGACAUUAUAAGCUGAGUGUCCUCAGCUCCACACCAGCCCUCAAACUCACACACCCUUUACACACCUGCUGGCUGUAGUGUGUCGCUCUUUUCCCUGUGUGAUGGCCGUGGACUGAUCUGAGGUGGACUUUGGGGUGGCAGUGGCUGGGAAGCAGACUGGACAGACAGACCUACUCUCUGAUGUAGAGCUCCUCCCAAGCAACACUCUCCGUAUGGCAGCUAUCCUCCAAAGACUGAGCCUGAUCACUGGGGCAAAGCAGCAGCGACCGACCAACCGACGCCGACAGGCAGGACAUGACUAAAAUGAAGAAGACCAUUCCCAUAUCUCUCUCUGCAGUGUCUGUCGUCUCUGGCUCCACAACCCACAGGCUGUUUUCCUCUGUUCUCUCUCUGGCCUGCAUCCCAAAUGGCACCCUAUUCCCUAUGUAGUGCACUACAUUUGAUAGGGCCUAGUGCUCUCAUCAAAAAUAGUGCACUACAUAGGGAAAAGGGUCCCAUUUGGGACGUCGCCUCUUGUUAGUGGAUCGACUAAAGCAAAAGGUCUGGCAUCCCGGACGGACCCUUCUGGUUGUUUAGACCUUACACUUUUUUACAAUUUUUCCAAAUUCUCUUUCUGUAGGGUAGCUAUUCAUGAAAGUAUAAUGUCACUUCGAAUGUUUUUUUUAUCAUUUGUAUUUUUAAAAGGUUGUUUUGCGUUCCAAAUGACUUGAGGUAUCAUUGAUGAGGGUCGGUAAUAAUUUUCGUCUUUUCAAAGCAUAUGAUUCGAUGACUACUUAAGAAUGACCUUCAAUUGACCUUCUGGAUGUAACCUUUCCCUUAGUUCACUAACAGUACCGACGUGUUCUCCAUAGACACCUCCGCAGUCCUGACCUCUCCACUGUGUCACGGGCUUCAACAGCCUAACUGACUUCUGUGGUCUUUUUGACAAACUGAUGUGUGGUCAGAAUGACUCAAUGAAGACCCUAACAAACCUGUAUUCCACUGCAUGGUAUCAAGGACGCCAGGUUACUAUGUAGUUAAUCAUAAGAACAGCCAAUCCAGGCGUUUUCUGUGAGAAACAGCCAAACCAGGCAUUUCUGUGAGAAACAGCCAAACCAGGCCUUUCUGUGAGAAACAGCCGAACCAGGCCUUUCUGUGAGAAACAGCCAAUCCAGGCCUUUCUGUGAGGAACAGCCAAACCAGGCCUUUCUGUGAGAAACAGCCAAUCCAGGCCUUUGUGAGAAACAGCCGAUCCAGGCCUUUGUGAGGAACAGCCAAACCAGGCCUUUCUGUGAGAAACAGCCAAACCAGGCCUUUCUGUGAGAAACAGCCAAACCAGGCCUUUCUGUGAGAAACAGCCAAACCAGGCCUUUCUGUGAGAAACAGCCAAUCCAGACCUUUCUGUGAGAAACAGCCAAUCCAGACCUUUCUGUGAGAAACAGCCGAACCAGGCCUUUCUGUGAGAAACAGCCGAACCAGGCCUUUCUGUGAGAAACAGCCGAACCAGGCCUUUCUGUGAGAAACAGCCGAACCAGGCCUUUCUGUGAGAAACAGCCGAACCAGGCCUUUCUGUGAGAAACAGCCGAACCAGGCCUUUCUGUGAAAAACAGCCGAACCAGGCCUUUCUGUGAAAAACAGCCGAACCAGGCCUUUCUGUGAGAAACAGCCGAACCAGGCCUUUCUGUGAGAAACAGCCGAACCAGGCCUU